UGUGUCUUCUCUUCAUUUCAUCAUAUUCUCGCAUACUUCUUGUCUUUCUCUUUGACUUAGCAAGCGCCUGGAUUGGCGCUGCUUUGUUCAUCUUUGACAUCAUCAUCAUCGGCUUGUUUGGCAGUCAUAAUGGCCAGCAUUCGAUCAGCAAGGCUGAACCUGUCAAACACACGAUCGAUUGCGGAACAAACAAAGAUGUGGAGAAAUGCCAAUCUUGUUACUAGGCGAUCGCUUCGCAAUGAUCAGCAAGCAUACCGCUAUACCACUAUCCAUAGAUUCUUCUCAUCCUAUGCUCGCGAAAGUUUGAGGCCAAGAGGAUCAAUACGGCUUGCAUAUCAAGGAAGCAUUCAGACAAGGUCUUUCUUCUGGGGCUCUUCACGUUCUCGACAUAGUGAUCCUGAAGAGGAUGCUGCUUUGGCUGAAAUACGUUCUGCUCAAUCUCGAAAGGAUGACCAUUGGAAUAUGAGAUCAGAUCAACCCUACCACAACUACCCACGGUCGUUACGUGAACUGGCAUUGAGGGCGCGAGAGAGGGGGACAAGAGAAGCAGAGAAAGAAUUCAGAGAAGCUUUAGCAGAAACAGAAAGAAGAGUCCAACUUGAAGCAAACUCAUCAAGCGAUAAAAAUGGUGGAUCAUCAUCAAGCGGCACCAAAGAUGAUAAAGAAGGAUCCAGCGAAAAUGGUGGAGAAAGUGAGAAAGAUAAAAAAUCAUCUUCUCGCUGGACCAGACCUCGACCGCCUUCCAAAGAAGAGCUCCUGCACCUUGCUCAAGGCUUCUGGACGAGACUACGUAUUCGAUUCAAAUGGUUCACAAUUCGUGGAUUCAGACGUUUCAAUGCAGACGACAUAUCUGCAUUUUUCACCUUAGGUGGUUUAGGUACAGUCGUGUUUAUCAUUGUUGGUACCACGACCGCAGUCUCGUUGGUGUUCUCAGCAUUGAAUGCUCUCAAUAUGCAAGAAUGGAUCGCAAGAAAAAUUGCUGAUUACCUUACCGCCGAAACAGGUGUGACUGUCAUCUUUGAAAGUGCAAUCGUGCCGAAAUGGAAAGAAUCUCGAAUUUGCUUCCAAAAUGUAUUCAUCUCACGUAGAGCAUACAACAAUGAUGCAGAAACGCUGCGGGAAGAAAGAGGUGUAGCCGAUGGCUUACAACCUAAAUCGGGAAAACGCAGAGGGAUGGCAACAACAGCAGGACAUGGAAUGGCAUGGGAAGGAACGCACUUUACCGAAUAUGACGACGAAGAAGUUGCGCCACCAAUGAGCGAUGAAGCAACAGGAAAUGCGCCAUAUCAAGUUGAUGGACGUCAUACGAAUUUUUCCAUGUUUGAUAUGAACGUAGACAGUAUUGAAGUCAAAUUGAGCUUCAAGAGAUGGUGGGACGGCAAAGGAUUGGUAGAGGACGCGGUGGUGGAGGGCGUGAGAGGUAUCAUUGAUCGUAGAAAUGUCUUUUGGGAUCCUGAUAAGCCGUAUGAUCCGAGAGCAGCCCGUCGUUUCGCCAAGCAUGGUGAUUUUGAGCUUGACUCCUUAACUAUAAAGGACUUCUUGGUGACUGUCUACCAGCCUAGCGGAUUUAGGCCUUUCAAUUUAAGUAUCUUUGAGGCCCAAAUGCCUCGAUUACGCAAGCAAUGGCUCUUCUACGAUCUUUUGGGCGCUGAUCGUAUCACAGGACAAGUGGAUGGCUGUCUAUUUAGUCUACACAAGCCUCAGAGUAUCGGACGUACAAAUGGACGAGAAAGAGAACUCUUGACGGGUAGAUGGAAGAGCCUUUCAAGAUUGCGUAUCGACGGUAUCAACUUUGAUCAUAUUCAAAAUCAAUCUGACGUUCACGGUCCGGUCUCUUGGAUUCUGUCGGGCAAAUUUGAUGUCGUUGCUGAUAUCAAGCUGCCAACAGAAGCAUCAUCCGACAUUGACAUCAAUGUGAUCAUUAGUGAAAUGUUGGACCACUUCACUCAAGCAGUUGGUGCAAAUGAUCAACGGUCAGAUGGACCCAUUCCAGGACAACAUCGUCUAAGUGGUCCUGCGAUUGAAGCCCCGGUCACAACAGUAGGACCUGCAUCAGAGAGUGCUUGGAAGCAAAAACAAAAAGAAGAAGAGUUGGAAGCUAUCAAGAAUAAGACUCACCAAACAGGAUGGCGAGAUGAGAUGGAAAUGGCGGCUAGGGAAGUUAGCAAACUCCGUCGUGGAAAUCGGGGAGAAGAAGGAACGGAGAAGGAAUCAUCACGACAGACAGACACCAUCGAUGAAAGUAAGAAUGCUGAAGGAGAUGCGAAAGAAGUGGUUGAAGCAGGAACUGUGAACGUAUCCGAACAAUCAUCUUUAGACGCAUCUCAACCGGCUAUGGUGCCCAACGCUGCAAGCGUGAUUAUUGAUUUGGAUGUACGAUUCAAAGACAUCAAAGCGGCAGUGCCAUUGUACGGAAGUGAUUUAACAUAUCGAACGCAAACAUUUGUUCGGCCAAUCGUUGCAUUUAUGAAUGCAAACCAUACCCUAAUUCCUGUUCAUUGUAGGGUGGUGAUGGAUUUAACGGAGUUUGACGGAGCGAUGGAUUUAGCACAAACUGGAUUAUUGCCAAUCAUUUCAGAAAAGAUUUAUGAAGCUUUGGCAAAUCACGUUCAAUCACAAGGAGCAAAUAAUCGUAGAAUCCGUAGCGUUUCACAAUGGUGGUUACGUUUGGCUUCCGAUCAAGUUUUGCAAUAUGCACGUUUGAUACGUGAUACAAUGGUACGCAAUAGAAAUCCUAUGGAAAAUAUAGAUCCAGGACAUUUGAGCCUGGCUCGACAAAAUGACAAUUAGCUGAAUGAUGUACUAUAUACAGUCUCACAUUUGCAAUUAUACCAACAGCUUAUCACCAUCUUUCGAGAAGCACACAGGCGGA
This is a messenger RNA of Meira miltonrushii, 2872 nucleotides long. RefSeq lists its product as uncharacterized. Gene Ontology annotation, biological process: mitochondrion inheritance. Gene Ontology annotation, cellular component: mitochondrial inner membrane. The transcript has a single exon. The coding region runs from base 130 to 2790 and encodes 886 amino acids. NCBI's taxonomy places the organism in Eukaryota, Fungi, Basidiomycota, Exobasidiomycetes, Exobasidiales, Brachybasidiaceae. The record is from RefSeq and is a predicted model, not a curated record.